Messenger RNA from Cydia fagiglandana, 3943 nucleotides. RefSeq names its product THAP domain-containing protein 1-like. The transcript has 7 exons. NCBI's taxonomy places the organism in Eukaryota, Metazoa, Arthropoda, Insecta, Lepidoptera, Tortricidae. The record is from RefSeq and is a predicted model, not a curated record. Bases 543 to 1628 code for a protein of 361 amino acids.
ACAAACAAUCGGAACAGUACAUAGUAUAAAAGAAAACACAAAAUAAGAUUAAAGUGCCACGAAAUGGCCCCAUCUCAGCAUGUUGCUGGUGGCUUCCAGCGCUGAUCUUCCGAUGAGACCAUCAAGUGAGAAGAAUCACGGAAGGUAACAAACAAGAAGAAAAAAGACAGAAAUAACAUACAGUCAACAGUUAAUUAAAUAAGAAAAAAAAAGUUACACAGCAAGAGGAUACAACAUAAUGACUAUUUACAAUUAAGAUUAAUUAAUACAUAAAACAAGCAUCGUGCUCUAAAUCGCUGUAUCGAUCCGGUCCGACCAUAUCUUGGCUGAGCAUUACAGCUGUAUAUACUACUAGCGCCAACGGUGGCUACACUAACUAAAAAGCAAUGUCAGACCAAACCAAUAUCGAGCGUUCAUUAAAUCUACGUUAAAAAAUCUUGUAAGAUUAGCUUAUUAGCAAAACAGCAUUGUAGAAUGACGAAUUUACGAAAAUGUACGAAAUACUAACAUAACAGCACUCUACUAAGUAUGGCGUAUAAGGAAUGAUGAACCCUUGUCAGGCCAAAGGAACAAAACACUUGAGAUUACCAAAACCAAACACCCCGGCUGGAGAGAAAUGGUUAAAUUUUUUGCGCUUUUGCAACGAAGACAGCAAUUGGCAGCCGAAAAAGGAUCAAAGGCUGUGUUCCAAACAUUUCACGACGGAUUCAUUUGUGAAAAACUUAAAUAAUCAACGUACUUAUUUAAAGGAGGAAGCCAUACCCACGAUAAUCGGCCCCGUCACAUAUCAAAAGAUGACACGUAAAGUUAAGGAUACACAGGAAAAGAGUCCAUUGGCCGCGGACCUUCUGGUACCCAGUGCCACCGAUACGGAAGGCCUCAAUGAGAUUAAACAGAGCCCAGCGGCCGCGGAGCCCCUGGUACCCAGCCCCAGCAGCGACACAGAAGACCUAGAUGUGAUGAAACAGAGUCCAUCGUCCUCCGAUACAUGGGUACCGAGCCCCAGCUACGAAAUGGAAGUCGAGGAUGAGUUUUAUGAGGUUCCAAUGGUAACCCUAGCUCCAGCCGUAUCUUCAAACAAACUCCGUCCUUGCUGCGACAAUAAUAAAGAACUCUUAAUUAAAAUUGACAAGUUAGAAAGGACAGUAAAACGGGUACAAAAAGUAGCAAACAAACGCAAUUCGACAAUUAGAGCUUUGAGAAUGCAGCUUAAGAGACUAAGGAAGAGUAAAGAAGCUGAAAGCGAGAACUUGCUGAGGUUCGCACAGAAAGAAAGAGAUGACAGGGAAUACAUUACUGUCAUGAAUUGUUUGAGAAUAAACAACCCGUUGCUUGAUCAUUUUGUUUCUUCCGCGAGAGGAAAGAUGUCAGAGCCUAGCGCCGCCCUGAAGAAAUACGUCAUGAUGCUUCAUCUAGUUUCUCCGCGUGCGUAUAAUUUCGUGAGAGAGGAAUGCGAUUUGGCGUUGCCCCACCCAGAAACCGUUGCCAAAUGGUGCCGGAGAGUGUACAAUCCUGAUGUUAGUGACGAUGAAUGCGAUCCUGGUUUUACGAAAGAAGAAUACGAUGAGAUCAAGGAUAGGGUUAAACAAAAUGACGCCAAACCUGUGUACUUAGUUUUCAUGGAUUAAAUCACUCUAAACUGAAAAUCGUAAGUCAAGUCCAAAUAAGUUUUUGGCAAAAAUUUCAUAUUUGGUACAAGCUUUUAUCGCUGACUGUACUUUUCUUUCCACAGGCAACUAAUGCUCAUCGAGACAAUUUUAAUAACCCCAAACACAAUUAGGUUUCGUUGUUUUAUCACAUAGUUCCUAUGGCCACCUCCGGUCUCCAUCAUCAGAUCAGCUCGAUGACACCAUAAUAUUGUAUUGUCACCCGACUUACGUAUGUAUGCAAAAUUUAAGCUCAAUCGGAAACCGGGAAGUGGAUCAAAUUUAACUUGCAAGAUUUGAUUACACACAGACAAUGGUCAGGUGAAACUAAAUAAAAGCUUGUAAAAAAGUAAGACAACGUUGCCACUGCAAUAAUUUGUUUGUAAAAUAGUAAAUUCCUUUUGAUAAAUAAUCACGCUAAGAUUAUUUAUUUAUUACUAAUUUUACUCCUACGAUUUAAAAAAGAAUUUUUUGUUACUUAUUUCUACAGAAAUACAAGACGCUAGUAAAAAGUGGCAACAUUGUCUUUUCUUGGUCUUGAAUUACGUUUUGCAGUAUAGACCGCGGGUCAGGAGCAAAUAUUUAAUAACAUCAGUCAUCGCCUCCCGUUUGAUACUUUGUCAGAUGAUAGUUUAGAUGUUAUCAUGACUUAAAAAAAUAGUCAGCCGGUUGUAUCGCGGUGGAAAGACCGUCAGUUGAUCCUGUCCGCAAAUCCAUAAGGCGUUUAUUGAAAUGCCUGACGAAACCCUACAUGCAAAGUUUAAUGAUUUAGUUAUUACUAUAAUAAAAAAGGUACAGUGCUUAUUUUUUACAUGUUUAUGCAAGUAGCUGACGGUGUUUCCAGCGCUAUACAACCGGCUGACGGUUUUUUUUAUUUAUAAUAAUUAAUAACAUCUAAACUAUCUUCUGACAAAGUAUGAAACGGGAGGCGACGACAAAAUUUAUUUUAUUUUUUACUUGUUUCGGUGGCUGUCAUUCCUCAACCCACCAACGGUGCGCCAGCUGACGUCCAUGUGGGAUCAUCAUACAUAGCCGUUAACCAAUAUACGAGUUAUCACCCGGGAGGCGAUUGGUCAUGGAAAUCUGUUAGUGGGUCGCGGUCUACUAGUAGAGCAGAAGGUCUGCCAGACUGCCUUGCUUGCUCCUGGCAAGGGGUUGUGCACAAAUCACGCGAGGUGUUUUCGGGUACUUUUUGACCCCCCCUCCCCCUUGGUGAUAUUUGGUGAGGUUUUUGGCUACCCCCCUCCCCCCACACAACCUCACGUGUAUUUUUUUUUAAUUUUUUCAUUCGACCUAAUUUUAAGAUAAAUAGUAUUUUAUAUAGAAAAUAUUGUUUAUUUUUCUAUUUUCGUUAAAAAAUAGACCUGCUAUUUUGAAAUGUAGAGUGUAGAUUUAUGUUUAACGAAACCGAGAAAAAGUAUCUACUCAUGUGGUAGGUUUUUUUUCUUAGUUUCGUUCACUGUAGAAAAAUACACUUGAGGUUUCCUUAUACCCCCCUCCCCCAACGUGAUCUAUCGUGAUUUUUUCGCGACCCCAUCGAACCUCGCGUGAUUUGUGCACAAGCCCCAAUAGCUAACCCAGUGGUGGGUAAACAUUUUUCAUGGGGGGGGGGGGCAGAAAGUUUAAGAAAUUUAAGUGAAGGGCCAGAAUUGUAUUCGUAUUGCGAAAUAAUACGUUUAUUCCAUAAACUAAUUAUUUCAUAGGACCGGCGGCGGGCCGGAAAAAAUGUGACGUUCCAUGGUAAAAGGUACCUUAUGGCGGCUGGCGCUUACGUCGCAUAGCGCCGCAAUUAUAUUGGAGCGGCGUUAGUAAUAGCGUAAGCGCCAACCGCCUUAAGGUACCUUUACCCGUGGGACGUAACAAAUCCAUUCGCGGCCCGGAGAUGUCCCGCGGGCCGUGCUUUGCCCACCAUUGGGCUAACCCAUAUCGUGUAGGUGUGUUUAGUUUUUUAUUAUUUAAUUUAUUUUAUCGUCGGGUGACAAGCAAAAGUCACUAACUAAAAUCAUUGCAAUUAUUGGACAAUACACCGUGUUACAAGUGUAAUAAAGUGCAUUGUUUCUUGAAUUUUUUGUAUUGUUUAUAUUAUUGUGCCACUAACAUAGUUAUUAAGAUAACUCUGUAACUAACGUACUAUGGAUCGAACUUGGUCUGAAUUAAAUGAUUUAUUGUAAAUUACAUUAAGGGGUUAUCCAUUAAUUACGUCACACGUUUAGGGCUUGGGAGGGGGUCAAGAAAAUGUGACAUGUUGUGACAUGGGGGAAGGGGGAGUCACAAACAUUGUGACGUCACUUUAACUU